Molecule: messenger RNA, 689 nt
Organism: Scutellospora calospora
Lineage: Eukaryota; Fungi; Glomeromycota; Glomeromycetes; Diversisporales; Gigasporaceae
Source: the annotation of a GenBank genome assembly
CAAAUAUUUCAACAAACAGACUUAAAAAAGAUAAAAUGUAUAAACCAUUAAAAGGAUAUCCUUUUGUAUAUAGAAGAAAAGAAUUUAAUAUAUUGAAUCCACUUUGGAUGCCAGAAGAACAACUUGAUAACAUUAGGAAUAUAGAAUUGAUAAUUGGUGAAUAUAAAGAAUCGUUAUUUGACAAACUUAGUAUCACUCAAAAAAAUAUCGAUACUAUUCAAAGUACAUUAUCUGAAAUGAUGGGAUAUUAUGAAACUGAAAAAGAAAAAAGAAAUUUUUUAGAAUUAACAGUUGAAGUAUUAGUAAACGGAAAUAUUGAGGUUGAUGAUAUAGAAGAUGAAUCUAUUAGAAACAUUCUUUACAUUGAAGAUGAUGAAUUUAAAAGAAACGAACCUAAUAUAAGUUUUGGUCAUUUUGGAAUUUAUAAUAAUCAUUAUCUUUACUUAACUUCUAAUCGUCAACAAUUAGUUAAUAUUCCAAAUAAUUUUAAAUGUGAAUUUAUUGGAAAACGUAAUAAUGAAUAUAUUACAAAAAAAAUUAAAAAGAUGUGUUUUGACUUUAAAGAAUACUUUAAUGUAACUGAAAUUGGUACAUAUACUAUCUAUAAAGAUGAAAAACCUUUUCGUAAAAUAACUUCUUAUUAUAAAUUUGAUUUUCAAAUUAGUGAUGAAAGAGACUUACUUUCAUAA